UCACACCAAAAAAUUUUGUUUUGCCGAAGUGUGAAACCCCAUUAACAAAAGUUGAAACACAGACCCACACGCAGCUCUCCGCAGCCUACACACAGUCACACACUACGCUCCCCCCGGCUUCCCCCCAAUUGCAAUUGCAUCUAUCUUCACACGAUUGCAUAUCAUAUGUUCUUGGCUCACAGCUCAGUUUUAUCGCAAGAUGAGAACUUGUAUACAUACUGAUUCAUCACAUAACCCACGAAUUUGAGUAACAAAUUCUUGAAUCUUGAAAAGGGAGGGCGAAAAUACGGAGAAAAAUGGCGGACAUGGAUCAGUUGUUGACCAAGAAAGUAGCCGAUCGUUAUCUGAAGCGCGAAGUUCUUGGUGAAGGUACAUACGGUGUCGUUUACAAAGCCAUCGAUACUAAGACUGGGCAAGUUGUUGCUAUCAAGAAAAUUCGUUUGGGGAAGCAGAAGGAAGGUGUCAAUUUUACAGCUUUAAGGGAAAUUAAGUUGCUCAAAGAGCUCAAGGAUCCUAAUAUCAUCGAGUUGAUUGAUGCAUUCCCUCACAAGGGGAACUUGCACCUUGUGUUUGAGUUUAUGGAGACAGAUCUUGAAGCUGUUAUUCGUGAUAGAAAUAUUGUUCUUUCUCCAGCUGACAUCAAGUCGUACAUCCAGAUGACACUGAAGGGGCUUUCUUUUUGCCAUAAAAAAUGGGUCCUGCACAGGGACAUGAAACCGAACAACUUGCUGAUCGGACCUGGUGGGCAACUUAAACUUGCAGAUUUUGGGUUAGCUCGUAUAUUCGGGAGCCCUGAUCGAAGGUUCACACAUCAGGUUUUUGCUAGAUGGUACAGAGCUCCUGAGCUUCUGUUUGGUGCCAAACAAUAUGGUCCGGGGGUGGAUGUAUGGGCUGCAGCAUGUAUAUUUGCUGAGCUGCUUUUACGUCGACCUUUUCUGCAGGGAAACAGUGAUAUCGAUCAACUGGGAAAGAUCUUUGCAGCUUUUGGGACGCCAAAGCCAUCACAAUGGUCAGAUAUGGUCUAUCUUCCAGAUUAUGUGGAAUAUCAGCAUGUGCCUGGUCAACCAAUGCGCACGUUGUUUCCCAUGGCCAGUGAUGAUUGUUUGGACCUUUUAGGGAAAAUGUUCAUGUAUGAUCCUAAAGCGAGAAUUUCAGCACAACAAGCUCUGGAGCAUAGGUACUUUUCUUCCAUACCUCCACCUACAGAACCUGCUUUGCUUCCAAGACCUCCACCAAAGAAGGAACCUGUCAAUCCAAAGGUCUCAGACUUUAAUCCUCUGGAUGGACCAACAGUGUUGUCUCCUCCUAGAAAACAAAGAAGAGUCAUGCCUCAUCGUGAGGGCUUUGAUGUCAAUGCUCACAAUAUGAUCAAGAUGGAUGACCAUGGCAAUGAGACAAGGCAGGCGGCUGGGGAGAGGAGUGAGCACGCUCCAAUGUCUUUGGAUUUUUCAGUUUUUGGCAUGAGGCCGCCAAAUAGACCAACUAUUAACAGUGCUGACAGAUCUCAUCUAAAGAAGAAACUGGAUCUUGAAUUUCAACUACCUGAAGAAGAAGAAGAAGAAGAAGAAUAAACAUGUAGACAAGCACGUAUGGAUUAUCAGAUUUCUGCACAAUGUAUAAAGCUUCCUACCUGAGGUUUGUACCGGCCCUCCUCCAUGAUGAUAUUUUCAUUGCACCGUUUAACUCAUUGGUGUUCUUAUUUUAUUUUAUUUUCCAUCAAAUCAGUAUUUCCCUCGCAGGUCUGGAAAUUGGUUGUCCGGGAGAGGAGCCACCGGCUGAAUGGAGUUAACUAAUGAUUGUGUAGCCCUGUACUUUUUAACCGAUGAUACGUAAGACAGAUCAUAAUCAUAGUGCUAGUAAUUUUUGCUUUUCUUUUCUUCUAAUUAAUUGAUGGUUGGCCAAAGUUCAACAUGAGAAUUGUCUAUUAAUUCUUGUAUUAAGUUGUGAGAGAUUUGAAUAUGUUGCGGCAGUUUACAUCUAUUCGUUUAAGGAAAAUGAGGUACGCGAAUUUCGAGCAUGUUCGAGGUCGUUUUGUUUGUUGUGAUCUGGAUUUCACUUGUAAUAAUCUUACUCAAUUAUGUGAAAUAUAGUCUGUCUGAUCAUUAA
This is a messenger RNA of Salvia miltiorrhiza (redroot sage), 2106 nucleotides long. RefSeq names its product cyclin-dependent kinase D-3-like. NCBI's taxonomy places the organism in Eukaryota, Viridiplantae, Streptophyta, Magnoliopsida, Lamiales, Lamiaceae. Bases 297 to 1571 code for a protein of 424 amino acids. Gene Ontology annotation, cellular component: transcription factor TFIIH holo complex; cytoplasm; transcription factor TFIIK complex. Gene Ontology annotation, molecular function: cyclin-dependent protein serine/threonine kinase activity; ATP binding; RNA polymerase II CTD heptapeptide repeat kinase activity. The record is from RefSeq and is a predicted model, not a curated record. The transcript is spliced from 7 exons. Gene Ontology annotation, biological process: positive regulation of transcription by RNA polymerase II; protein phosphorylation.